This is a messenger RNA of Jatropha curcas, 660 nucleotides long. The record is from RefSeq and is a predicted model, not a curated record. NCBI's taxonomy places the organism in Eukaryota, Viridiplantae, Streptophyta, Magnoliopsida, Malpighiales, Euphorbiaceae.
AUGGUCCAAGGAUAUAGUGUAGCCGAGAAUUUGUUCAAUCAACCAUGGUUAUCUUCUCCAGCUAACUCAACUGGCCCCAAAACACCACCACAAGCUGUUUCCUCUCACAAUGAGAAAUCUGACUCUUCAGUUAAUAUCUCCUCCACUGCUCAUUGCAGUAACAGCAAUACUCCUCAAGAAACUCCUACCAAUUGUACUGUAAUUACAUCAGAAAGAGUCGUUGUGAGCCCAUGCAAACAUGUGGCAUAUACCAUGGAGAGUAACCAUUACAUUUCUUCUACCGCUCCAGCCAAGACAACCUUUGAGAGAUGUGAUACAACCUUUGAUAAUCCAAUUGUUGAGGAGAUUUCAACAUCUGAGUCUGAUAAAGAAGGAGAUAUCUUUGAUAUUGAUUUGCCAAAUUUAGAUGCACUUGGAGGUAACUUUUCCUUAUCAGAAUUGUUAGUUGAUCUAGAUCUUGGCUUUGAUGGGUUGGGUUGUCCAUGCCAGCCAAUCUUGGGUGGUUCUGCAGACACUGUUUCAGGGUCCUCACAUGAAUCUAGAGAUGGUAAUCUUGGGGCUGAUCGAGUCACAUCAGAAUCUUCCUCAACUUUGACAGAAGUAAUCUCAGGAAAAGAUGUUAAUAUUCAAGGUGUUGAAUAUAAUUCACGAAUAUCAUAA